Molecule: messenger RNA, 345 nt
Organism: Penicillium cosmopolitanum
Lineage: Eukaryota; Fungi; Ascomycota; Eurotiomycetes; Eurotiales; Aspergillaceae
Exons: 1
Coding region: 1-345 (114 amino acids)
Source: RefSeq, a predicted model, not a curated record
AUGGGGGGGAAUAUAGAACGGAACGACAAAAGAUUACAGGAUAUCGCUCAGCAAAAUGCAAAACACGCGCAUCUCCAACGACGAGUCCAUCCAUUCGAGUUUCUCGCCCAACGCAAUUCAGGAGGUGGAGUGAGUGACAAGAGCACCCCACCCACGCCUGCCAUCACCACUGGCAUGCCUCACAUCACGGUACAGAUACAACAAUCACACUCCUCAUCACCACAAUCACAUCCGAAGCAGGGCUUCGAGACUGUCUUGAUAGGCCCUUUAAUCGAGCUCCCAGAAGCACUGGAAGGUAAAGUCCAGUUAAACGGAUUCGAGGCAGCGGAGAUCAUCUUGACUUGA